CCUUCCCGCGCUGCGCGGCCCCUCAGCGCCGCCCGCCAUGUUCGCGGAGCUGAACGAGCUGCUCGGGGCCUCCCCGGAGAGCCCGGACGCGGGUAAAUUCACACUGCUGCGAGACACCCGGACGGAUGGCAGCUUCCUGGUGCACCACUUCCUCUCCUUCUACCUCAGAGCUGGCUGCAAGGUUUGCUUUGUGGCCCUGCUCCAGUCCUUCAGCCACUACAACAUCGUGGCGCAGAAACUGGGUGUCAGUCUGGCAGCUGCCAAGGAGCGGGGACAGCUCGUCUUCCUGGAGGGCCUCAAGUCCUGCCUUGACCUCCUGUUUGGGGAGGAGGAGCAGCCAGGACAGCCCAGUCCUCUGCAGUUUCUGAGCGGGAGCGCCUCUGACCUCCGAGCCUUGUUUGACUUCGUGCGCGUGUCCCUGACUCCCGCCGGCCGUGAUUCCUGGAAGGGCCCCGUGCUGCUGGUGGAUGACCUCAGUGUCCUGCUGAGCCUGGGGGCUGCGCCGGUGGCCGUGCUGGACUUCAUCCACUACUGCCGCGCCUCCGUGUGCUACCAGCUGAAGGGGAACGUCGUGGUGCUGGUUCACAGCAAUGAGGAUUCGGAAGAUGAGGAGAAUGAACUGGUUGUGAACUCCCUGCGUCAUCACAGCGACCUCAUCCUGUGGGCAGAGGGGCUGGCCACCGGCUUCUGCAAGGAUGUUCAUGGGCAGAUUAAGAUAAUCAAGAGGUUGUCCUUGCGGCAGGCGGCAAAGCAGGAUCUGGUCCAGAUCUACCAGUACAAGAUCCAGGACAGGAACGUCACCUUCUUCGCUCCGGGACUGUCGGCUGCAGUCCUGUGACACUGUGACAGUGCACAGCCUGGGCAUGCCAGUCCCUGCCCCUGCAAGGGCACCGCCAGCACCUUCCAGGAGCAGCGCAGCGCCCCGGCCCGGGAGGGGAGCUCCGACACACCUGGGAGCGGUGCCAGCAUGGGAUCAGCCUGCCUGGAGCCUGCUGCAUCCCUUUGUCCUCCCACCCCGUUCCCAAGGCACUCAGGCCAAGAAAGGGAGCAGGAGCUUGCGAGAGUGGCCCUCAGAGCCUGUAAAUACAGGCAGGGGGUGCCCUGCGGGCCGGGCGUGCCCGGCCUCACCUUUUCCGGCAUGCCGGGCACGGUGUGGCGGUGCCAGGCACGGCACAGGGAGCACCUCCUCCCUCCCGCUGGCACGGGAGGAGAUGACACACAGGGGUGGGGCAGGGAUGGUCUGCCAGCCUGGCGCAAUCCUCCUUGCUCCCAGCUCUGCCUGGCAGAGUUUGCCCAACUCCGGUGUCCGUGCAGCUGCGCGUACAGCCUGGCUGUGCUGAGACCUGCGCGCCGCCGCGGCGCGUUCCCUGCGGCUUCCCGAGCUCAUCCUGGGCUUUGUGCUUGGAUAAACCCCUCUGUGAGCCGCUGCUUCCUCGUCCCAAACCCUGACGAGCAGGUACAGGACCUGCCCGUGCUGAAGCAUUUUUUUUAAUAAUAAUCCAUAAUUUUAGUGAGAUAAGGGUACAGUGAUUAAGUAACCGCAGAACUCUGGGUGGGAACUGCUCCUCACCUGCUCCUUGGCAGGGAGCAGGGAUUUCCCAAGCCUGGGUGAGGAGAGGGCCCAUGGCCACAGGGAGCAGAGCUCAGGCCUGGGGGUCUCCUGGUGGAUGCUCCUGCUGGGAUAUCCCAUCUCUCCUGGAAGAUAAAACCAUCUCACACCCUUGUAAGAGUCCAGAGCAAGCUGCCAGGUUCUUGCAGCUCCAGAGCUGGGAUAGCAGCUCUGGCAGUGGGACACACUCCUGAUUUUCAGGUAGACUUGGUGAGCCAUCCCAUGCCGCUUUGGGAAUGUGCCCUUUGCCGUAGAGUUUUGGGGGCCCUGGCGCGCUCAGGGCUGUGGCUGCUGCAGUGGCAGCCCAGGGAAGCCAGGCAGGCUCCAGGGGUUGUGGCAAGGCCACAGGGAGGGAGGGGAGUCAGGCCACGUGUGUGCCAUGGAUCACUCGUCCCUGGUGUCACCUGGGUCUCACGGUGCUCUGCUGUGGAAGUGGCGGUGCCCAGUACCACUGCUGCUGUCCCAGUGUGGUGGCGGCACCCAGGGGUCGAUGCACUGUCACGCUGCAGAGGGAGGAGGAGAGCACUGCUAACUGCUGGCACUGCAGCUGUGACGGGCAUGGAAAGGUGUAUAACGGGAGUAAUGUCUGUGUCAUUGUCCGUGGAGAGAUCCCAAAGCCUGGCUCCAGGCUCUGCCUCCCUCUUCAGAAACCAGCAGGGUCACUGUGUGACAUCACUGUGCCAUCCUCACCGAGUGCCAUCCUCACCGUGUGACAUCA
This is a messenger RNA of Hirundo rustica (Barn swallow), 2327 nucleotides long. It is a transcript of the gene ELP6, whose product is annotated as elongator acetyltransferase complex subunit 6. The record is from RefSeq and is a predicted model, not a curated record. Gene Ontology annotation, cellular component: elongator holoenzyme complex. NCBI's taxonomy places the organism in Eukaryota, Metazoa, Chordata, Aves, Passeriformes, Hirundinidae. Gene Ontology annotation, biological process: tRNA wobble uridine modification. The transcript has 7 exons. Bases 38 to 838 code for a protein of 266 amino acids.